CGUAGUUUAGCGGGUCUCGACUUGACAACAUAGCCAAGUUUACAAGCAGUGUGUGUAAGUGUAGCAAUUCUGAUGGGAUUUAAAUAUUAUAUUGUGUAUUUUGUUUUAUUAGUUAACUCUACAACACACAAAUAUCAACACGAUUUUCGUAGUUUGGUACCGGCUCUCUGCCAGAGUUUGUUAAAAUGCUAACUAGCUGCUAAUGCUAAUAAGAGCUAACUAGGAGCUUUCUUGCUCUGUGCUAGAAAGCGGUUUCUGCGUUUAUUGUCAUCCCAAACGGCUCCCUAAUAGCAGAACCAUUCAGUACUUAGAUGGCGGUGGCUCCCGCCUCGAUGGCCGACAAGAUCAUAGUCCUUGACGAUGACGAUGAUGAAAAUGACGUAGAGCAACGACCUCAACCUUCAUCAUCUGUGCAUCGGCCCAAAAAUGUGUCACUACCUAAAAAUCAGCAUCUGGUACAAACCCACAAUACGCAGUCACCUUUUAGCUCAGCGAAGAAGAAUACAAAAGCUCUGCAGGUCGAGAACCAGAAGCUUUUUGACGAGUUUGUGCAGCACUGCACUCCUCUCACCACCGAGUGCCCAGAGGUCCUGACCUUCCUCCAAACCAAGCACAGCAAGGCCUGUCCGGACUACCUCUGCUCCGUGGAGUUCAGGAACGCUCUGGGUCAAUGUCUGACUCAAGCUCAGAGCAACGUCACCAAAACAUUCGUCUAUAUUAGCGAACUGUGCACCGUGUUGAGGCAGCACGCCGUGAAGAGGAGGCAGACACUCAGCAAGGUGGAGCCCUCUGCUUCUGAAUCAGGAAAUCAUCAGUCUACCUCCACAUCACUCAAAAGCAAAGAUAAGACGAAAGGAAGGACACCGGAGGAGGAAGAUGGUGUUAAGUCAGAGGAAGAGGCACAGCCUUCAGGAGAGCCGGGGGAAACCAAGGAGGAAAAUCCAGAAGCUGACAGGAAAGCCAGGAGGGCGCUAAGGAAACAGAUUGCGUACCUGGAGAACCUGUUGAAGCUUUACAACGAUGAGAUUUACCGGCUGCAGCAGGCGGAGCUGAGCUUAGACGACAUGGAGGCGGAGGACUCCACCUACAUCCAGGAGCACAAACUCAAGAGGAAGAUGAUGAAGAUCUAUGAAAAGCUGUGUGAACUGAAGGGCUGCAGCUCACUAACAGGCCGAGUGAUUGAACAGAGGAUCAGAUUCACUGGAACCCGCUACCCAGAAAUCAACAAGAGGAUUGAGCGCUUCAUCAACAGCCCAGGGACGCAAAACAGCCCCCCAAAUUACUCAGACAUCCUGCAUCAGGUGGAACGAGCGAACAAGCGCCACCGCCUUUGUUUGAACGCGGAGCAGCGGGAAGAGGUCGCCCGGGAGGCGUUCACGGAGACGGGAAAACGCGUGCAGGAGCGGCGCCACCUGGAUCUGGUCUACAACUUCGGCUCGCGCCUCACAGACACCUACAAGCCUGCGACGGACCCGGCUCUGAUGGACCCGUCUCUGCUGAAGAAGCUGCGCUCCAACAGGAUCACGGCUUUAUCCCGUCUGGAGGACGUCAUCAAUAAAUACGCUGUGAAACAGGACAUGGUGGACAAGGAGAAGCUCAGGAUGGACAAGGAGAAUCAAAAAGUAGGAGAGAAAUCAAAGACCCGGCAGACAAACGGAGCAGCUCAGGAUGAGGAGGAUGAGGAAGAUGACGGGGAUGAGGAUGAGGAUGAAUCUUCAGACCCGGACAUAGAGACAGAGAUCGAGGCCAGCACUCAGCAGCACGGCGCAGAUGACGAUGAUGAUAAUGAGGAAGACAACAAUAACGAAGCAGAUGAAGACGGCGACGACAACAAAGAGGAUCAAAGGUUGGACGAAACAGGAAGCACAAAGGAUGAAGACGAUCCGACGUCCGAUGAAACUCAGAUCUCGCCGAUGUCCGACAUCCGGUCGCCCAGAGACAGCCCCAGCCAAUCAGAGUCCAUGCAGACAGACGAACAGCCGCCAUUGUCCAAUGAGAGCCCAGCGGCUUUGCAGCAGUCUGAGGACUCGUCCAAUCAGGUGCCAGGGGUUCCUGAAACGGAUGACCCCACAGAUCUCCCAUCAUCCCCUGCAGCAGCAGUAACCAAUGGGAGUCCUUCGCCGGAGCAAAAAACUGUCACAGUGGAACAAAGCGACACGCAGACGAUCAACGGUACGUCUCCGGAUCCCGGCCCCAGAACCACCAGGAGCAAGAAGAGGAAGAGGGAGGAAAUGAUGUCAUCAAACUCCAGAAGCACGAAACAGAAGAUGAGUUCUGACAGCGACGCAGACAUCCCUCUGGACAUGGGCGUCAUUUGCUGCGGUUCUCCACAGAAGGAGGAAUCGUCUGCACUCGACACGCCCACUAAGAACCCGACCGUCAGCGUUCAGUCGACGCCGCCGCCCAAAAAGAACAAGGUUAACGUUGCGACUCAGUGCGACCCAGACGAGAUCAUCGUCCUGUCGGACUCGGACUGAAAACAGGAACACGUUGAUUUUCCAACGGUCUCCUGAAAAUAGGAUGACCUCUGCUGACCCUGGAGAACUGGAAGGAGAUGAUGAUCAGGGUGCAGUUUUUGCUUCCUGCCAGCAGGGGGCGCUGUGAUUGGUUUUCACUGCAGACCUCCAGAUGAUGCCUUGGUGGAGAAGACAUUUUUAUGACGUGGGUUUCAGUUUCUGCAGGGAUGAACUUCUGUCUGAGGGUGAUGAAGAGGAGGAGGAGGAUGAUGAGCUGAACGGUCGGACAUGUUGAGUUUUCCUCCUUGAAGGACCUCAGUUCAGGGAGCGGCUUAUCUGUUUACAUUUUCUACGUUUUCUCUGCAGACAGCAGGCGGGUUUGGGUUUGUAUAAAUUAGGAUUUCUGAUAUUCAUCUUCCUGAUUUUCUGUUUGUGCUGCUGGAGGCGACAAACUGCGAGGCGAUUGGUCGAAUGUUUGACGUAGCAGCAGAAAUACGUUAGUCUCAUUUUCCUCUCUCCCCCUAAAAGCAGAUUUUACCACAGAGUCAAUAAACAGCUCGCCAUAAAAUACUAAAACAAUCAAAUUUCAACUUUUUGUCAUCAAAUAUUUCAUUUACAUUUUUAAGUUGCUGUAGAUUUCAGACUUUGUUCUCCCUCUGUUGGUUCUUCCUUUAAAAAUGUGUGAAAGCACAUAAAAAAAUCAGGUUAUAAGAUGUAACACAAUCUGAUUGUUUAAUAAAAAUUUUAUUUACUAACAUGAAGGGAUAUUCUCACAUAGAUUUUUUCAGCUUGUUUUCAUGUCUUGCCUGCGAUGGCCUGUAUGGGCCACCGUAGAUAGAAAAAGGUCUAUUUUCAGAAAGUUUGAGAUGAAUCUCACAUUUUCUAGGAAAAACAAGGACACGUCUGAGUUUGAAAAGUUGAAAAUUUUCCAGAAACAAAUCUGGAAUCUUGAGAUGAAUCUCUAAUUCCUGGAAAAAAAAACUUGAAAAUGGACUUUUGGAGUUUCAAAAGUCCAAAUUUUAUACCUGAAAAUUUUUCUAAGAAAAUUGUCCCAGGUCUUUUUCCUAGAAAAUUUCUGGGAUUCAUUUCAGAAUUCCUGAUUUUUUUUCCUGGCAAAUAUUUUGACUUUUCUAGAAAUAAACUACCUCCCGACUCCGUUAGGGAGAAGGGUGACCGGAAAAUGGAUGGAUGGAUAGAAAUAAACUUAAAAUAUCUGGGAUCAAUCUGAUGUUUUGUUUUUUUCUUUGAAAUUUUCAACCUUUCAAACUCAGAAAUGUCCACUUUUUUUUUUUUUUAUUCUGGAUUUAGUCUCAAGAUUUCUUAAUUUUUUUCCUGGACAUGUAAACUUUAGUUUCUAUCAGCAUUGACCCGAUUGAUACUUUUCCCUUCUGCAGCCGACACUGAGCAUUAAAGUAGCCAACAUACCACCUGUUUGCAGCUGAAUGUUUUUACACCAAAAUGUAAAAAAUAAAUAUUCCUGGAUGCUUUGCAUAAAAUAUUCCUUAAAAUCUGAUUGGCAGAUGGAAAGUAAUAAUUUACAUUUCCUGUUGAUCCCUCAUGAUCCUGUUGCUCUGUGCAAAUCAGAAAUUAGAUAUUAAAUCUACAGAGGAUCAGUUUCUUUUGCAGGGGGGUUAAAAUUAAAACCUCUACAGUGUCAUUAAGAAAAAUUGCAGGAUUUAUGUUUGUUCGGUAAAAACAGAGAAACUUUGAAAACAUUCAUUAAAUUAGGGAGGCAGAAAUCAUAUUUUAGACUUAAUUAAUUUAGGCUAAAUUAUGGUUUAUUAAUCUAAAUGAAGCUUAAAUGAUGAUUAAAACUUAAAGAUGGUAUAAAAAUGUUGAUUAGUACCUGUUAUUUUUAUUAAAUGUUAAAAAUUUUCCCACUAUCAUCAGAAAUCCCUUUAUUGUUUUUAACGAAGUGUUUUUAUUCUGUCCUGCUGAAAGAGCUGAACUUUCUGGUUUGUUUUUUUUUAAUCCCUGGAUUAUUUUUAGAUCUGCUGUUGUGUAUCUGCUGGUGGGUUUGAAUGUCUUCAGGUUUUUUUUUUUUAUCCCAGUAAAACCUUUAGUGAUUAGGUUUUACCUUGUAGGUGAAUUUCUCUUUCUGGGGGUAGAAGCUCUUUUCAGAGUGAAAGGAUAAAGAUGUGAAUCGUUGUUUCUGCUACAGACUCUCCUCCUCUGUCCAGAGAAAUUUUCUUUCACUCACUGUGAAAUAUUUUCCUUUUUUUUUACUUUGAUAUGCAGAUAAAUAAUAAAACUUGCUAUAAAACAC
Messenger RNA from Poeciliopsis prolifica (blackstripe livebearer), 4722 nucleotides. It is a transcript of the gene daxx, whose product is annotated as death-domain associated protein. The record is from RefSeq and is a predicted model, not a curated record. The transcript has 11 exons. Gene Ontology annotation, molecular function: histone binding. Bases 312 to 2477 code for a protein of 721 amino acids. Lineage: Eukaryota; Metazoa; Chordata; Actinopteri; Cyprinodontiformes; Poeciliidae.